This is a messenger RNA of Lethenteron reissneri (Far Eastern brook lamprey), 3197 nucleotides long. RefSeq names its product dystrobrevin beta-like. Gene Ontology annotation, cellular component: plasma membrane; synapse. Gene Ontology annotation, biological process: synaptic signaling. Gene Ontology annotation, molecular function: zinc ion binding. Lineage: Eukaryota; Metazoa; Chordata; Hyperoartia; Petromyzontiformes; Petromyzontidae. The record is from RefSeq and is a predicted model, not a curated record.
CGGCAAGAAGCGGAGACCCCCCGCGCCAUCCCCGAUCCGGGGGUCGCGAGGAGCAGGGGGAGCAGGGAGCGUCCAUCCCGGAACGGGGAGAGGAGGGAGAGAGCGGCAACGCGCACCCAUCGCUCAUCUCUCAUUCACGUACGCGCCUCGCUCCGGAUCCUGAAUCAACGGCGUCUUCCUGGAGCCGGAUCGUCUCAAUGGAGCCAGGGCAUCUUCCUGGAGCCAAAUAAUCUCCCUGGAGCCAGGGCAUCUUCCUGGAGCCAGGGCAUCUUCCUGGAGCCAGAGUAUCUUCCUGGAGCCAGGGCAUCUUCCUGGAGCCAGGGCAUCUUCCUGGAGCUAGAGCAUCUUCCUGAAGCCAGGGCAUCUUCCUGGAGCCAGGGCAUCUUCCUGGAGCCAGGACAUCUUCCUGGAGCCAGGGCAUCUUCCUGGAGCCAGGGCAUCUUCCUGGAGCUAGAGCAUCUUCCUGAAGCCAGGGCAUCUUCCUGGAGCCAGGGCAUCUUCCUGGAGCCAGGACAUCUUCCUGGAGCUAGAGCAUCUUCCUGAAGCCAGGGCAUCUUCCUGGAGCCAGGGCAUCUUCUCGGAGCCAGGGCAUCUUCCUGGAGCCAGGACAUCUUCCUGGAGCUAGAGUAUCUUCCUGGAGCCAGGGCAUCUUCCUGGAGCUAGAGUAUCUUCCUGGAGCCAAAUCAUCUCCCUGGAGCCAGGGCAUCUUUGCGAAUCCCGGAACUGCCGUAGCUCCUGGAGCUUCUCGCUGGAGCCACCUUCCUUGUCCCCUCGCCAUCCCAAGGGGUCCGCGAUGCCGAAGGGGGAGCGGAGACCCCGGGCCCCCUGAGCCCCAGGGGUCCCACUCAUCUCAGGAGAGACGCACAGUGAGGUGGAGCGGAGCCAACCUCGGUCAUCAUGGCCGACCGAAGGCAGCUUUUCACCGAGAUGCGAGCCCAGAAUUUCGACGCGAUCCGCCUGUCCACGUACCGCGCCGCCUGCAAGCUGCGCUUCGUGCAGAAGAGGUGCAGCCUCCACCUGGUGGACACGUGGAGCCUGCUGGAGGUGUUCCGGGAGCAGGGCCUGGCGGGCCGCGCGGACGGCACGGUGACCACCGGAGCCAUGGCCCCCUCCGGCAGCGGCGGCGGUGGCGUCGGCGACGGUGGCGUCGGCGGUGGCGGCAGCGUUGGCGUGGACAUGUCGGUGGCCCAGCUGGAGCGGCUGGUGCUGUCCCUCUACGUGCAGCUCAACAAGAAGCUCUCCUCCCAGCAGCAGCUGUCGGCCGAGGCCUGCUCAGGCCUGCUGCUCUCCUUCCUGCUCGCCGCGAUCGACAGCGAGGGCCUGGAGAAGGUGACGACGUUUUCCGUGAAGGUCACCCUGGCCACGAUGUGCGGAGGCAAGAUCGUGGACAAGCUUCGAUAUCUCUUCUCGGAGCUGUCCGACGGCUCGGGGGUGCUGAUGUGGAGCCGCUUCGACCGCUUCCUGCAGGACGUGCUGGCGCUGCCCACCGCCGUGUUCGAGGGCCCGUCCUUCGGCUACAACGCGCAGACGGCGCGCGCCUGCUUCCCCAACCCCCAGCGCGUGACCCAGAGCAUCUUCCUGGACGCCCUCAUGUCGGAGCCGCCCCCCCAGUGCCUCGCGUGGCUCCCCCUCAUACACCGCCUCUGCAGCGCCGAGAAUGUGUUCCACCCGGUGGAGUGCUCGUUCUGCCACAGCGAGAGCAUGCUGGGCUUCCGCUACCGCUGCCAGCAGUGCCGCAGCUACCAGCUGUGCCAGGACUGCUUCUGGAGGGGCCAGGCGAGCAGCACCCACUCGAACCAGCACCAGAUGAAGGAGUACACCUCGUGGAAAUCCCCGGCUAAGAAGCUGGGAGCUGCCAUCUCAAAGACGCUGGGCUGCGUGUCCGGCCGUGAGAAUUCCCACGCCUUGUACCCAGAGUCUCCGGACAACGGCGCGGAGACCACGCACGUCGGCCUCCCCUGGUCCCACUCCAGUGCGAUGGACGGAGUCGUCCCUUCCUCGAACCGCAGCUCCGUGUUAAUGGCCGAGAGCCCGGGCCGCUCUGAUGACGAGCACCACCUCAUCGCGCGGUACGCGGCACGGCUGGCAGCCGAGGACAACAGGGCUCUGGCUGCGGGGGAGAUCUCUCCGCUCUCGAUGGACGUCAACAAACAUCAGCGGCAGCUCAUCGCCGAGUUGGAGAGUCGCAAUCGGGAGAUCCUGCAGGAGAUCCAGCGCCUGCGUGUGGAGCACGAGCGGGCGUCGCGGGCGCCGGCGGCGCCGCCCGACCGCGACCACCACAGCCCGGCCCUGCUCACCGAGCUGCGCCUGCUCAGGCAGCGCAAGGAGGAGUUGGAGCGCCGCAUGUCGGCGCUGCAGGAGAACCGCCGUGAGCUCGUGCAGCAGCUCGACAGCCUCAUGAAGCUUCUCAAGACCCAGGGGUCGGGGUCCCCGCGCUCGUCCCCCGGCCACACUGCGAGCCGGCCGAUCCCCACGCCGAUCCGCACCCCCUCGUGCGGCUCCUCGCCGGCCCACACCCCCCAGGAGCCCCCCCCCAGCCCCGGGGGGGACCCACACACCCCACCCUUCUCGCAGGGGUUCCGGAGGAAUCUCUGUAACGAUCUCCUCGUGGCGGCCGACUCCAUCGCGAGCACGAUGACGUCACUCGUGCGGGAGCUUGACUCGGACAUCAGUGGAGACGAGGAUGAUGGCGGGUUCUUCCCGGCGGCGCGAGAUCGAGAUCCCAUCAGAAGGCAGAGUGGGGGGGGCCGGCGCGAGUGGGAGCCCCCCCCCCACGGGCUGCCAUCGCCCCCCUCCCCCGACCUCAUCAUCCUGGCGCCGUCGAGCGCUCGGCGUCAUCUGGGGGGGUCCGGAGCCCCCCACUGCGUGCAGGACGAGGGGUUGGCGGCGCCGUCGCCGCGCGGGGCGGGCGAGGGCUGUGCCGGGGGGGAGCCCCUCAAGCAUCGGGUCCCUCCGGCCAACUCGCCACUCCCCCUCGCACACGCGCUCGAGAGCUCCUCUGGGCAAGACGAGGAUCUGGCGUCGGGGAGCAGCGCCGGCCAGCACAACAACAGCGGCGGCGGCGGCGGUGGCGGUGGAGGAAGUGGUGAUGAGGGGGGGCGGGUGAGGAGGAGCCUGGUUCAGUAACAGCGCCACGAUCGACCGAGACGGCACGGACGGGUGGAGCGGGGCCAUGGGGUCGUAUGGUCGUGGGUGGA